Penicillium oxalicum is the source of this 1125-nucleotide messenger RNA. RefSeq lists its product as uncharacterized. The transcript is spliced from 5 exons. The record is from RefSeq and is a predicted model, not a curated record. NCBI's taxonomy places the organism in Eukaryota, Fungi, Ascomycota, Eurotiomycetes, Eurotiales, Aspergillaceae. The coding region runs from base 1 to 1125 and encodes 374 amino acids.
AUGCCAUCGACGUCGGCCACCUCACUACCUGUGGGUGUGAGGCCACCUCUCACGAUAGACACUGAAGAUAACCACGGUGGAUUAGUGGUCAUCUGGACCUCGUUGGCCUUGGUAUUGAUUUUGUCUUCGGUGGCGGCUCGAAUCUACUCGGCGCAUCACAGGCGUCUUUUUCAACGUGACGAUGCUCUCUUUGGAGUCUUGGUGAUCAUCGCCAUGGCCCAGACUGGGGUGGUUUUGUCCCAAGUCCAUCAUGGCUGGGGAGUGCGCAAAGAGAACCUCAACCCUGCCAACAAGGCAAUGUUCACGACUACCUACGCGGCCGAUAUCCUCGGACUCCUGGUACUAGGUCUCUCCAAGAUCACCUCCAGCCUGUUCUAUGAAACGCUUUUUUCUCAACUACACCUCCGCCUGAUACGAAGUACUCUCAUUUCUAUGGUCCUCUGGACGAUAUUAUCGGUGAUCCUAGUGGGAGUUCGCUGCAGUGAUCAACCAUGGUUCGACAUUGGUGCCUCGCUGUGUAGCAGUCUGUUCCCGCGCUGGAUCGCGAUAACAGUCUUGGAUAUCCUCACCGAAGCCAUGCUAUUUGCCUACGCUGGAUUUGCGAUUCAUAAAAUUCAAAUAUCGUUGAAAAAGAAGCUGAUCAUCGGCAUCACGCUGGAAAGUCGCGUAUUGCUCAUCCCCCUCGCAGCCAUCCGACUCUAUUACGUCCAUAAGCAAAUCGUCUCCGACGAUCCCAUCCUCCUAGGAGCAUACGCCACCGUCACAACCGAGGUCUACAUCGCACUGAGCAUCGUCUGCCUAAUCUCCGCAUUUCUCAAAUCCUUCAUUGCGGUAUUUGAAGACAAAAACGGCUUUUCCUAUACGGACGGGACGUCCGCGUCGCGAACAUGGUCUAAACAUUAUACGUCGGGGACGGGGGGGUCGGCACCAAAACACUUGGGACAUCAUAGUUCGGCGUGUGCAGUCAAGGGGUGGGAGAGAGAGGAAGAUCCGAUGAUUGAUCGACCGGCGGAUUCGCGAGGGUUGCAGAUCUUGAAAACCGUUCAUCUGGAUGUGCGGGAUGAGUCGAUCGAGUUGGCGGAUGGCGGGCAGGGGAGAGCGUCGACGCCGGCUUCGCAGUAUUGA